UGGAGUCAGAAGUACAAAGCAAAAGAAAAAAAGAUAAUAGUAAAAUUUCCAUCCAAAUCUGUGAAGGCAGCAAAGCCCAAACAAAAGAAAGUUGUGAAAAAGAAGAACCAAAAGAGUCCUAAGUCUCUGACUAAAAAGCAAAAGAUGAAGUCUCCAGACAAGGGCAAGAUAACCGUUAGUAAAAGGAAAAGACAGAACUCUGAAUCAGAAGUUCAGGUUAAAAUGAAAAAGGCCAAAAUAAUCAGUUCUCCAUUUAAUUCUUCACAAAUAACAAAGCCUAAAGAGCCAGUAAAGAUGAAGAUGACUCAAACAGAAACCAAAGAUGUAUCUAUCAAAACAGAUGAUGGAGACUACAAAGCAAGAUAUGUGACAUGUUUCUCUUGUAAUGUGCUGGUUCUUGAAAAAGAUUUUCAUUCACAUUUGUUCUUUGGAAGUAUAAAAUGUAGAUUUUGUCUAAAUCCAGUACAAAAAUGCACUGACUUUGCCAACCAAAUGCUGAAGCCCAACAGCUACUGCCCAAAAAGUCCAAUGAAGAUGCAUGGUAUAUUGCAGUGGGAUUCUUGUCUUCAUUAUGUGUGGCAUAGCGUGAAGAAAGAAAUAACCAUCAGAAAUUUCUGUAAUAGUAUAAAGACAAAGCCAAAUGAAUUUGAGAUUUGUUGUGAAAUCUCAAAAUACACAAAUAGCUUGGAAUCUUUAGAACAAGUAGAACCUUGGAAGUCAGCCUUUCUAGAGCUAAAGGCAUAUUGUGAACAGGUUUUCAGCCAGUUAAAGCCCCAAAAGUGUUGCUUUCUGAAACUUUUCAAAGGAAAUAAGAUAAAAAGUGAUGACAAAAAAUCGAUAUUUAGAACUAAAGACCCUGUUAAAAAUAUCAGUUUAGAGGCAAGUGGAGAUUCAGUAGCUCCUGAGAGGAAAGUUCUUUCACAACAGAACCAGGAGACGGAAUGUGCCACAGUUAGCGAGCUGCACUCAUCGUAUGUAUGUGCUAAUAUCAAUGGAACUUCUGAUAGUAAAAAAACAGAAUCAAAUGAAAUGAAGAAUAUUAAGCAGGAGGAAGAUCUGAUUAAGAGAAGGAAGCACCAUCAAAAAUUUAAAAAACGAGAUCUGAAAAAAAUUGUAAGGUUACCCAGAGAUGGUCGAUAUUUACUGGUAAACUACCCCAAUGAACAGUGUCCAGAAGAAUGUCCAGAAUGUUACUCUGGCUUUUAUCCUUCAAAUGUGACUUUGUAUUGCACCACAGGUAUUACAAAAGUUGUGUGUGAAGUGUGUGGCCUUGUUAUAUUCAUAGUACCUGAUUUUUAUGAAGAUGCUAGAUACUAAUAUUACCGUAAAUAUUACUUUACAUUAAAGUUUAGAGAUUUAGUAGUUCCUUUAGAACCAAGGGAUGGAAUGUGCUACUGUGAGUCAUCCUAUGUGUCUGUUUAUAUCACUGGAACUUCUGAUAACAACAUAACAGAAUCAAAUGCAAUUAAGAAUAUUAAGCAGGAGGAAAAUCUGAUUAAGACAAUAAAGACAGUAGCUGACAUAUAAAAAAAAGAGAUCUAAAAAGAAAAGAAAAAAAAUUGUAAGGUUACCCAGGGAUGGUCAAUGGUUAAUAAUCAUCCCAAUGAACAGUUUCCAGAAGAAUAUCCAAAUGUGACUUUGUAUUGCACCACAGGUAUUACAAAAGUUAUGUGAGUAGUGUGGUGGUGGUCUUAUAUUCAUAGUACCUGAUCUUUAUAAAGAUGCUAGACUAUGAUAUUACUAACUUUAAUGUAGUUUUUAUAUUUAUAUAAUUUCAUAUCUCGUGACAAAAGCGCUUUUGUAUUUGAUUUUAAUUGUGCAUGAGAAUGAAAGAAUAUAUAUCUACAACAAACCUGAAUAAUUAACACAAUAUAUAUUCCUUUAAUAUACAACCUUUCCUUCACCUCAUACAUGCUAUUACUAAUAAGACCAAUAAUAAAGUUAUUCUUUAUA
Messenger RNA from Penaeus monodon (black tiger shrimp), 1953 nucleotides. RefSeq lists its product as uncharacterized. Lineage: Eukaryota; Metazoa; Arthropoda; Malacostraca; Decapoda; Penaeidae. The record is from RefSeq and is a predicted model, not a curated record.